Messenger RNA from Malassezia globosa CBS 7966, 2112 nucleotides. RefSeq lists its product as uncharacterized. Gene Ontology annotation, molecular function: oxidoreductase activity, acting on CH-OH group of donors; flavin adenine dinucleotide binding. NCBI's taxonomy places the organism in Eukaryota, Fungi, Basidiomycota, Malasseziomycetes, Malasseziales, Malasseziaceae. Bases 1 to 2112 code for a protein of 703 amino acids. The record is from RefSeq and is a predicted model, not a curated record. The transcript has a single exon.
AUGUUGGGCGUGACGCCAUUCUUGCUGGUCCUCGUAGCGCUUGUCGCAUCUGCUGUUGUCUCUGCAAGUGAUGUCUCCGUUGCUCGUCUUAGCCGCGAGCUUCGUAAACGUGAUACGGCUUCAACAGAUGCUUCUGAGUUCAAUGGGAAAACAUUUGACUAUGUGAUUAUUGGUGGUGGUCUCGCCGGUCUUGUGGUCGCGUCGCGCUUGACUGAGAAUCCCAAUAUAACAGUGGCUGUAAUUGAAGCUGGUACGUCUGGGACGGCCAAGAACGAGUCCGAGAAGAUCUUGCCACCCGCUGCGAACUUGUACAACUCUCCGGGUCAAACGUACAUGAACUGGCAUUACAAGACGGUUCCGCAACCACAGUUGAAUAAUAGGGUUGCCCCAUGGCCACGCGGGAAAGUUCUCGGUGGAAGCAGUGCUAUCAACGGUCUCUAUUACGUUCGUCACAGUGUCCACGAGCAGGAUGCGUGGGGCGACAUGAUCGGUGCUAAGGAUCUAUGGGGCUGGGAUAACAUGUACAGGGCCAUGAAAAAGUCAGAAGCGUUCACCGCACCGCUGGACUCUGUGGCCCAAAUUGAUCAAAUUUCACCCAACCCAGACUCCCAUGGAAUGAAUGGCCCGAUCAAUUCUACUUGGCCUGCAGUGACAUACGACUGUGUCGGUGCGUUUGUUAAUGCCAGCUCGAGCGUUGCCACGCCGCAUGCCAAGGACCCCUACGGUGGCACUAAUCUUGGAACUUACGUGGCAACCUUGAACAUCAACCCGUCUAAUUGGACGCGUAGCUUUGCCCGCACUGGUUAUUAUGACCCUUACGUUUAUCGCUCGAACCUUCAUGUUCUUACUCGCCACCUGGUUACAAAAAUCGAAUUUGACACAAGUGGUAAGCAGAUUAAGGCUACCGAUGUGAAGUUCAAGUCGGACCCUAACUCUGACGAAUACACCGUCAAAGCUGGUCGCGAGGUUAUCGUCAGCGGCGGCGCUAUCAAUACGCCUCAGAUCUUACAGCUGUCUGGUAUUGGUGACAAGAACUUCUUGAAAUCUAAAGGCAUCGAUGUUGUGCUCGAAUCCCCAGCUGUUGGCUACAACCUUCAGGACCACAUCUCUGGAGGUGUCGAAUGGCACCCUAAGGAUAGCACAAAGAUGCCGCCUUCGGAUACCAAUGAGUCAAAGGAGGUCAACUCUUACACAAACAAUGGAGUUGCAUAUGUGAAUGGUUCACAAGUUCUCAAGGAUCAAUGGAACUCGUAUAUCGACCAAGUGAAGGGCAACAAAUCUAAGGCUGUCGAUGCAUACAAUGGCACGGACGCCGCCAAGAAAGGCUACGACUUGACAUACUCGACUGUGCUUGGGGUUAUCCAAAAGAACGUCGCAACCAUUGAGAUGCUUUUCUCUAUGGCAUUUGGCCAGGUUCAGGUUCAAUCGGCUCUACAGCAUGCUUUCUCUCGUGGUCAUGUGUUAGUGAACUCGAAUGAUCCAUUCCAGGCCCCUGACAUUGACCCCCGCUACUUUGAACAAAGUUCGGACUUGGACAUGCUUCGAGGUGCAUUCAAGCUUGCACGUGAAGUAGGACAGGCGCAGCCUCUGAAUUCGUUCUUGGACCAGGAGACUCAUCCUGGAACAAACGUGACGUCUGAUCAAGACUGGGAUAACUUCAUUCGUGAUCGCGUCGGCACUGAGUAUCAUCCGAGUGGUACUGCUGCGAUGCUUCCUCAGGACAAAGGCGGUGUUGUUGACAAGAACCUUAUGGUGUAUGGCACGUCGAACUUGCGUGUCAUAGAUGCCUCUGUGGUGCCUUUUGUGGUCGCAUCGCAUUUCAUGUCUCUUGUAUACGGCGUCGCUGAGGUUGGUGCUGAAGUUGUCUUGGAUGCUUACAAACAAUCAAACUCUGGUGGCGACGGCGAAAAGAAAGAUAAUGGCAAUGCUAAGGACGCAGAUGGCCAUUCAGGAGGCGCAGCUAGCGCUGGCGCAAAAAAUUCGACUGGCAAAAGUGACUCCGACAACAAUGCUCAAGACGCGAGCUCCACGUUGUACACCAGCUCCAAAGUUUACUCUACCAUUCUAAUGAGCGUUGUUGUUGCAUUUUUCACAUUUUACAUCUCCUUCUAA